Branchiostoma belcheri (Belcher's lancelet) is the source of this 2486-nucleotide messenger RNA. RefSeq lists its product as uncharacterized. The transcript has 6 exons. Bases 309 to 1211 code for a protein of 300 amino acids. Gene Ontology annotation, molecular function: NEDD8 transferase activity. Lineage: Eukaryota; Metazoa; Chordata; Leptocardii; Amphioxiformes; Branchiostomatidae. Gene Ontology annotation, cellular component: nucleus. The record is from RefSeq and is a predicted model, not a curated record. Gene Ontology annotation, biological process: protein neddylation.
UGACAUUACAAAAGCGCGUCCCAGAAAGUCCAUUGAAGCUAUUGCACAACGUUGCAGGAUCGUACAGCGGCUGGCGGCUAUAAAUGGCCUGAAAUAUUCCGCCCAGCCGUCUAAACCAGCCAACCCUGCCCGGCGGACGGCUAAAAAUACCCGACCGCGUGGCGCAAGCCGAGAAGAAGCUACCGAGGGAGAGAGGGGAACCUUUGGCCGCGCUUUCCACGUGGCGGGCGCGCCAUAUCUUACACAGCGUCUCCCUCCAUCUUAAGUUUCUCACUUUCCUGGCGUCUUGACGACACCAAAACGUCAGCAUGAAGUACUCAGGUUUGGCGCAGGAGUUCCACCAGUUGCUGCGGAACGUGGACCGGAUCUCGGCGGGCCAGGCGGCCGUGGAGGACUGGGGCAGCGCGCCGCUGCAGUUCGGCGUCUGCAUCGUUCCUAAAGACGGGCUCUACCGCAGGGGACGCUUCACGUUUAAGUUCUCUCUCCAUGACCAGUACCCCCAGUACCCCCCACGAGUUGUGUGCCUGACCAACAUCUACCACCCAAACAUCGACACCGUGGAUGAGUAUGAGGGAGAGAUCUGUCUCUCACUGCUGGACGAGUGGCAGCCGACAUUCACCCUCGAGGAUGUGAUAAUUGGUCUGCUGUUCCUGCUGUACCACCCUAACCUGGAGGACCCCCUGUCCCCAUUGUUAGGUACUGCAGCUGCAUGUUUGUUAGUUAGGAUGACAUGUUUUAUCUCUCGCUGUCCCCAGGAUGUGAUAAUCGGUCUGCUGUUCCUGCUGUACCACCCUAACCUUGAGGAGCCCUCUGUCCCCAUUGUUAGGUACUGCAGUGGUUUGUUUUAUGAUGUGAUAAUCGGUCUGCUGUUCCUGCUGUACCACCCUAACCUUGAGGAGCCACUGUCGCCGUUCUUCGAGCCGUGCAUGAACUGGGAGGAGUUUGCAGAGAAGGUCAGACUGUCGCUGCAGGGCGGGGUCGUCGAGGACUACUACUUCCAGCGCAACCAGGUCGACGAUGGGGAGGUGCAUGAUGGGACGGGCCCCCGGGGGACCAAUCAGGAGCCUGUCGCCAUGGUGAAGCCCAGAGCGACCAAUCGGGAGCCUGUUGCCAUGGUGAAGCCCAGAGCGACCAAUCGGGAGCAGGAAUCCGUUCCCAUGGCGAUUCCCAAGGGGAGAGAGCCGUGCGGCCAUCUUGAUGUCCUUAGAUAGCCACCGCCACAAGGUCGUUUAGAGAAAAAUCUGGAAAUAUUUGUCGUUUGUGUCGUCCUGUAAAUAAGAAAGUAAGAGUUAAAAUAUCCUGGACUUGGUCUUCAAUCAAUGAAUUGUAAAUCUUCAAUUUUUUGUUUCCACAUGUUUUUGUUAAAAAUUGGCUCUGCAGAGAACAUAACCUUGCAAAGAAUUUUUUGUCAUGUAGAUGGAAUCUGUGUGUACGUGUGAGUCAGUGAGUUAGGGUCAUGCUCGAAGCUUCUCUGGGCCAGACUACCUCAGACUAUAGAUAGCUGCUGCCAAUGUUGCCCUCCUUUUUGUACAGUAAUGUACACAGUGUACAAUCUGUCCCAGCUAAGCUAACUGUACUGUACUGUAGAAUGGUGUUACUGUGUAUUUUGUGUGAAUCGUAGAAGACACAAACCUUGGGUUUACCCUUGGGUCUUGCAGGGAAGGGAGAUGUGCAACCUCAGCUUCCUAACAACACUGGUCACUUUACUACAUUUGGCAAGACAGCAGAUACACUUUGGAAGGCUUCAUAUAUUUGUAGUCUGUUGUACUACGUUAGUAACACAUCAGCUAACACAGUGUAAAGGUGCCAGUGUGAACACACUUGAAUGAAGUAGAUAGAUCCAAAACAUGGUAGAUUUUAGUUACUUAAAUCCUGCCAAUAUCUGAACAGACUGAAGUUCUGUGCAAUUUUUGGCUGGUGGAAACAUGACUGGGAGUAGAUGACAGAGAAAACACAGACUGCAGUGGUAGACAGGAAAUAUAGCAGCACACUUUGGACAAGGAAACUGUAAAAGACCAGUUUGGACAAGAUCAUUCUUACAAGUUAACUAUGAAAAAAUAGUCCAAAAUGGAACGAGUUUGAAUUAAGUUAGGAACACAUCAUGGUGCAUUGUGAAGGUCUGUGUACUAAAGUUACUAGUCAUAGCUGUACCUGUACAUUGUACUUGUCAUUUGUGGAAUCUUGGCAUGUUAUAAACUGUUUACAUGUACCUUCCUCUUGUAAGGAAGGACAAAAUGUACCAAUGUUUCCUACUCACUGUUUUUACUCCUACUUAUUAUGUGUAAGACAAGGGAGUGAGGAGAAAACUAUGGCCAAAUGUUGUAAUAUUGACAAUUUUCUCACCAUGUGAUUUACAAAUAUGUGCCAUACUUGUCACCGCUAUAAGCAACACAGCUACAGUAGAAGCACUGGUCAGUCCUGAAGACAUAUUUAUUGAUAUGUGCACAAGAGAAGUCAGCAGUGGCUACACUGGGAAUAAAAAUACU